Molecule: messenger RNA, 342 nt
Organism: Ostreobium quekettii
Lineage: Eukaryota; Viridiplantae; Chlorophyta; Ulvophyceae; Bryopsidales; Ostreobiaceae
Source: the annotation of a GenBank genome assembly
AUGUGCACACCCUACCCACAUCCUCCCAUGGUAAAGUGCUUCAAUGUUCAAAGGCUAGCUGCAGGAAACUGGCAGCACAGGGAUGUCUGUGCACAGUGCUAUGGCUCUUGUGCUGCAUUUGAGGUAAAAAUCAGUCCAGGAGGUGAUCCAUGUCUCAGGUUGCUCAACACGCCUGCCAGAGAGAGGACCUCAGGUUGGAUGCCAGGUGUGUUCUCAUCACAGCUCAGGGCAUCUUUAAUGGCCAGUAGCCUCUGCAGCCUCUGGAUGCGUUGCUACACUGACUGCAGGUGGGUGUUCAUGAGCGUCGACAACUCCACAGUGCUGCAGGGCUGGAAUUCGUGA